CCGGUUAGUUCGAUAGAUUUCAUUUAAGCGAGAAGAUGAUUUUACUCCUCAGGUUGAUUUUGUUCCUCCUGGCCAUCAGUGUUCCGUUGGUUCUUGGUAGACCGGACCCAACGCUGGCGAGAGCUGAAACAACCGAACCAAUCCAGUGCACAUUCUGCGCAAGCCGCUUUAGUUGGGACAAUUGCACCGGGGAAGGCGUACAAGCCAACUGUGGGGACGAAGUUGUAAAUGCAACGCAUCACUAUCUAGCUCAGUACAACCCUGGCUUGGAAGAUUCAGAGAAGGGGGAUUUCCAGUGUUUCCGCUUGAAAAUCGAACUGUUCCUUUCUUGCAAUGUUGUCUACAUGAGCGGGUGUACGUACAAGCAGGCCAAUUUUUGCGAUGGUUGGACCAAUAACGGAUCGAGUUUGGCCGAAUGUUCAAUUGGUUCAACUGAUGAACAGCAGACAUCAAGUACCUCCGGUGCGACGGUUCUGACAUCUCCUUGUGCAGAGUACCUACCAACUUCCGCAGCUUUGCAGAAUUCCACUGUCACAACAGAGUCACCAGUGACAACGGAAGCCGGUCGGAGCGGUGCAGGCAGAGUAGGCCAAUUUUUAGUUGUUGGAAUUGUGUUGCUGUUGUUGCUGUUGUUAUGAGUGAUUUUCAAUUUGAAAUGGGUUGAUACACCAACGUUAAAUCUCUAGGUGAACCAGACUACGUGAUAUCCCAAAUAAUGUGAUAGGAUUUGAUAGUUAUUUUUAGAAUAGACAAGAACAAAAUAUAAUGAAAUGUUGUGAUUUUUGUUAAAAACGUUUUUAAAAAUCUAUUUUAGUGUCUGGAACCAAAGAGAGGAAAAGAAAUGAAAACUUUUUUGAAGUGGUCACGGUGAUUUUCAAAGAUCAAUACACAAUGUCCUUCUAAAUUUAGUUUAGUUUCAUAGCCCAUCAAACGUUUUUGAAUAAACUGCAAAGGCACCACGCCCUUUAGACCUUGGAA
Messenger RNA from Topomyia yanbarensis, 978 nucleotides. RefSeq lists its product as uncharacterized. The transcript has a single exon. NCBI's taxonomy places the organism in Eukaryota, Metazoa, Arthropoda, Insecta, Diptera, Culicidae. The record is from RefSeq and is a predicted model, not a curated record. Bases 36 to 638 code for a protein of 200 amino acids.